Magallana angulata is the source of this 2973-nucleotide messenger RNA. Its product is annotated as copine-8-like. Gene Ontology annotation, cellular component: plasma membrane. Gene Ontology annotation, biological process: cellular response to calcium ion. Lineage: Eukaryota; Metazoa; Mollusca; Bivalvia; Ostreida; Ostreidae. Bases 176 to 1993 code for a protein of 605 amino acids. Gene Ontology annotation, molecular function: calcium-dependent phospholipid binding. The transcript is spliced from 20 exons. The record is from RefSeq and is a predicted model, not a curated record.
CAAUUCAACUUCCCUCUUCCUCAUUUUCCGGAACUGUCAACACUCCGUAUUCGUUUUGGGGUUUAUCAUGUUUACAUCUUAGCGGAAGUGAAGAAGUGUAAACAUCACUGCUACUGGUACAUUUGUAAAUCAGUUUGGUGUCGCCACAUUAGUGCACGCUCAAAAAGGACGCACCAUGGCUCAAGGAUUUGUGCCUGGGUCAGCCGUGAACCCUUCCACCCAAGUAGAAAUAAGUGUGUCAUGCAGAAAUCUUCAGGACAAAGAUACAUUCUCCAAAUCCGACCCUAUGUGUGUAUUAUUCACCAAGGAUGUGAGAUCUGGGUCUUAUCAUGAGUUUGGUAGAACAGAGAUGAUAAAGGACACACUAAAUCCUGACUUUGUAACCAAGUUUGUGAUGAGUUAUUUCUUUGAAGAAAGCCAGAAACUAAAAUUUGAAGUAUAUGAUGUAGACUCUCCUAAGCAAGCUCUUUCAUCUCAUGAUUUCCUGGGAAGACUGGAAUGUACUCUUGGUGAAAUAGUAGGGGGUUCUAGUGGGAGAAUGGAUGCCAAGCUUCAGGGUGCCAGUGGAAAAGGACAGAUUAUUGUAAGAGCCGAGGAAAUGAGCUCUUCUAAGGAACUCCUCACUCUUCACUUUAGUGGGACCAAAUUAGAUAAAAAAGAUUUCCUAGGAAAAUCUGAUCCUUUCCUGAUCUUCUAUAAAGCUAAUGAAGAUAACAGUUUUACAGCAGUCCACAAGACAGAGGUGAUAAAAAAUACGCUCAACCCAACGUGGCGACCAUUCCAGAUAGCAGCCGCAAAAUUGUGCAGUGGAGAUUAUGAUAGGACUGUGAAAAUAGAAUGUUAUGACUGGGACAGUGAUGGAAGCAGCCAUGAUUUUAUUGGAGACUGCACUACCAAUGUCAGGGAACUAACAGAAAAACCAAACCUAAGCUUUGAGCUGAUAAAUCAAAAGAAAAGAGCUAAGAAGAAGAGCUACAAAAAUUCAGGACAGCUUCACUUACUCAGUGUCAAAAAAGAAAUAAAACCAUCAUUUUUGGAUUAUUUGAAAGGCGGUACACAGCUGAAUUUCACAGUAGCAAUAGACUUUACUGGAUCCAAUGGAAACCCUUCCUCCCCCAACUCAUUGCAUUACAUCAACCCCUACCAGCCCAACCAGUAUAUAGCGGCCAUUCAGGCAGUAGGGGAGAUUAUUCAGGACUACGAUAGUGACAAGCUCUUUCCGGUGUUGGGAUUUGGAGCAAAGUUACCUGAUGGUUCUGUGUCACAUGAAUUUCCUGUGACGUUUAAUGCUGCCAAUCCCUAUGUUCAAGGAAUCUCGGGUAUUUUAGACGCUUACCAGAAUGCUAUCAGAAGAGUGCAACUUUAUGGUCCUACAAAUUUCUCACCUGUAAUAAAUCAUGUAUCACGGUUUGCGUCCUCUAUAAGAGAUGGCACCAACUACUUUGUGCUGCUAAUUCUGACAGAUGGAGAAAUCACAGAUACAAGGAACACCAUUGAUGCCAUAGUCAAUGCAUCUCACUUGCCUCUGUCAAUCAUCAUUGUUGGUGUUGGAAAUGCCGAUUUUACAGCAAUGAACAUACUAGAUGCGGAUGAAAAGAGACUGUGUUCAAAUGGAAAAUAUGCUGCUAGAGAUAUUGUGCAGUUUGUGCCCUUCCGGGAUUUCAUGGGGGGACAGUAUGGAGGCAAUGCUCAGAUCUCACAGGCGGCUCUUGCCAAAGAGGUCCUCGCUGAAAUACCUGACCAAGUGGUACAGUACAUGCUAGCCAAUAAGAUUGCCCCCAAACCACCCAGACCAGAUGUUCUUCUACCUGGGCAGAGUCAAGCCCCACAAAACCCACCACCCCGACAAAACCCACCUCCCGGACAAAACCCACCACCCCCGCAAAAUCAGGGACCUAUGCCAUCCUGGGCUAGCCCCCCUCCUGGAGCCCCCAGUGCCCCUCCUCCAGCUGGAGGGGGUUCUUGUCCGUAUCCUCAAAAAGGACCAUGGUAAACAUUAGACAUUUAUUGGUGCAUAUCAUUUUCUUUCGCAAUAUUGUUGUCAGUGAAAUGUGCUGCCUUUUUGAGGAUUUGUUCUUCAACUUUAGGUGUUUUUUAUGAUGCAAGACUAAAGGGUACUGAUUUAUAUGACUAGUAAUUAUGUAUCAAAUGUUUUUUUAUUGAUAGUCUUUUUUUAAUGAAAAAAGGGUCCUUCUAAGCAUUUUUUUCAUGAAUGUGUGAAUGUAUAAAGACAAGAUAAAUACGUGUCUGAAAAUAUAAUAAAUCUUUGAUUGAUAAUAGGAUUUGAAAUGUAUCGCACAUAAUGUGAUUUAAGUUCCAAAGAACUGAAGGGUUAACACUGCACCUCUAGUUGAAUUUACCUGUACCGUAAAUGAUAUCCUAUAACAAAAUUUAUGAGGUGACAUUUUCUAAAAAUAUUUUUGCUUGUAUUUAUUUUUAAACAAAAAUUUAAAAUUUCUUGAAAGUUCAAAAUUGAGAAAAACUGAAAUGUUCCAAAAAAGAGAAAAUUGUGGAAAUAAAAGGUACAGAAGUUCAGAUGAUUUUAAUAAAUUCACAAUACAACUGAAGGUAAUGUUUUUAUUAUGGCAUAAUAUUUUUUUUCCUAUGAAAACACAUUGAGUGUCAGGGAGGUAUUUCAGUCGAAGAUUAUGAUUUAAAUCAUAAUAUAGCGGAGAGUUUUUGACUUUGUUAUUCAUAUAAGAUUGAUGCUCAUUGUUCAGUUUAUCCCUGAAUUGACUAUAGCUUCAGUGUAACGUGUUAUACAAAUUUACAUGUGUAUUUACAAUUAGAUUAUUUUCUACUAUUUUCCUGUUUUUACUGUUAGUUAUCAUUUUCUUUUUGUUAAGCUUGCAUAUCAUAAUGUUCAACGGUAAUUAAUAAUAUGUAAAUAUUCAUUAUUUAUACAUUGUAAAUUGUAAAUCAUGUACAAUGCACUGAUAUGUGAUCCUGAGAUAAAACGUGUUCUGAAUUAUU